AUGGUAUUUGCAGGUGGAAGUGAUCAAGGAAAUAAAUUUAAUCAACUUAAUGAACCUCGUAAUAUCUUUAUUGAUAAAGAUUGUUCUCUUUAUGUAUCAGAUGAAAAGAAUCAUCGUGUAAUGAAAUGGAAAAAAGAUGCAAAAGUAGGUGAAAUUGUUGUUGGUGGAAAUGGUUUUGGAACUCAAUCAAAUCAAUUAAAUUCUCCCAUAGGUUUAUCAUUUAAUAAUGAAGAAAAUCUUUAUGUUGUUAAUAAUGGAAAUGAUCGAAUCGAAAAAUAUGAAAAAAUUUGA
Molecule: messenger RNA, 291 nt
Organism: Adineta steineri
Lineage: Eukaryota; Metazoa; Rotifera; Eurotatoria; Adinetida; Adinetidae
Source: the annotation of a GenBank genome assembly